Messenger RNA from Phoenix dactylifera (date palm), 3807 nucleotides. RefSeq names its product putative L-gulonolactone oxidase 4. The record is from RefSeq and is a predicted model, not a curated record. Lineage: Eukaryota; Viridiplantae; Streptophyta; Magnoliopsida; Arecales; Arecaceae. Gene Ontology annotation, cellular component: membrane. Gene Ontology annotation, molecular function: FAD binding; D-arabinono-1,4-lactone oxidase activity.
UGCUCCUCCAACCAAUACGCACCACCACCCACCAUGGCCACCUUCCUUGCAUUCGUCACCCUGAGCCUGUUCCUUUUCCACCUCCCAGCUAGCGGGUCCCCACCGGGCCCGGUCAUCAAAUGCACGUCCGGCGACACCAACUGCACCGUGACCAAUGCCUACGGCGCUUUUCCCGACCGCAGCACCUGCCGGGUGGCUGCCGUCACGUACCCCACCAACGAGCAGGAGCUCCUCCUGGCCGUCUCCAAUGCCUCGUUUGCGAAGCAGCACAUGAAGGCGGUCAGCGCCUACGCCCACAGCAUCCCCAAGCUGUCGUGCCCCGGCGGGCCGAGCGGCGCAGGGCUCGCAAUCAGCACCGAGCGCCUGAACAAGUUGGUGAGCGUCGACCCGGCCAGCUCGCGCAUGACGGUGGAGGCCGGGAUCACUCUGCGGGCGCUCCUGGACGUGGCGGCCGCCAACGGCCUCGCGGUGCCCCACUCGCCCUACUGGGAGGGGGUAACGCUCGGGGGCCUGCUCGGGACCGGCUCGCACGGGAGCUCGGUGUUCGGCAAGGGCUCGGCGGUGCAUGAGUACGUCGUCGGAAUGAGGCUGGUGGUGCCAAGCCCGGUGCAGAUCGACGGGCUCUACGCAAGGGUCGUCAGCUUUGGAGAGGAUGAUCCUGACCUCUUGGCUGCCAAAGUUUCUCUGGGUGUGCUUGGAGUUGUUUCUCAGGUUACUCUCCAGCUGGAACCCAUGUUCAAGCGCUCCAUCACCAACAGGGUCCAAAGAGACGAGGCCUUUGAGCAGACCAUCGCCUCAUUUGCCUUCACUACGCAAUACGGAGACAUUACUUGGUACCCCUCACAAGCCAUUGUAGUCUACGGGGACGAUGUCAAACUUCCCAUCAACGCUACUGGGAGAGGCGAGAACGAUUUCUUAGGGUUCAGACCGCAAGCCAGGCUUAUCAUAAAGUCUACCCGUGCCUUAGAGGAAUUAGCCGAGGCAAGAGAGGAUGCCAAUGGAAAAUGCUUGCUAGCUAAAACGCAAGUGAUAAGUUUACUCCUCCUGGGCAUGGGCCUCAAGAGCAAUGACGGCAGUAUCGUCGACUUCACAGGCUAUCCGGUCAUCGGAAAUCAAAGCGACAUGCAAUCCUCAGGGUCUUGCCUGAGAAGCCCGGAGGACAACGUCCAGACAGCCUGCGGAUGGGACCCUCGAAUUCCAGGAAUCUUCUAUCACCAAACUACAGCGAGCAUACCCUUCACCAGCAUCGCCAGCUUCAUCGCCGAUGUAAAGAAGCUCCGCGACGCCAACCCCGGGGCUCUCUGUGGGACUGAGCUGUAUCUCGGCUUCCUCAUGCGCUUCGUCCGCAACUCCACAGCCUACCUCGGCAAAACAGAAGACUGCGUCGACAUAGACAUAACCUACUACCGCUCCCGUGAUCCGGAGCAGCCCCGGCUCUUCGAGGAUGUGCUCGAAGAAAUCGAGCAGAUGGCGUUGUUCAAGUACAACGGGUUGCCGCACUGGGGGAAGAACAGAAACAUUGGCUUUCUGAAGGUGAGGGAGAAGCUGGGAGCUAAGGGGGACGAGUUUGUGAGUGUGAUGGAGAAGUACGACCAGGAGGGUUUGUUCUCGUCGGACUGGACGGAUGCUGUGUUGGGUUUAAGAGGGAAAGAGCUGGUGAUCUCCGGGAAGGGCUGUGCUUUGGAGGGCCUGUGCAUCUGCUCUGAUGACGACCACUGCGCUCCGGAGAAGGGGUACUACUGCAGGCCGGGCCAGGUCUAUGGAGAAGCUCGAGUGUGCCGGAGGAUCCAAGCAGCUGGGGAGCUGGAAAAGAGGAAUGAUGUCGGCCAAGAUAUGUUCAUAAUGAUGCCAAAUCUUGCACGCUCAUGAUCUUUGAUGUGUCGCGUUUAUUUUGAGGAUGUUAUUUUUCGAAUAAAAGUGACUUGGUGGUCACUAUUUCAUCAUCUGUACGUCUUAUUUGUAUCUUUUAUUAUUCUGUGGAACUCCAUUUCAUGGGUUGGCUAGCCAGGCGCACCACCUCGCUUGCAUGGAUUUAUGCGCGCAUACUGAUUGGCGGACUCGGUCGAGUUAGUUGCCGCAUGGAAGGUUUCGUGCGGGCGAUCGCAUUUCCGUGCGUCGUCCUGGAGCACCCGCUGGUUAAACCCUUUCGAGGCAGUCCGGUGGAACCCAUCGCUCCCAAUUUCCAAUUCCAAAUGGAGCGGACGAGAGCAGAGAAGCGGAGGAAGUUCCACCAGGCGCUCCUCAACCUCUACCAUCCCCUGACGCCGCCGCCGUCGUCGCCCGUCCGACAACCUCAAUUAGCUGAAGAGGAAUCAGUGGCAAUGGUUUCUGGGUGCAUGGACUUGGACUUGGACCCAGCAGAAGAUGCUGACAAUGUGGAAAAGGAAAGUUUGCCGAGCGAUACAGGUGAUUCGGUGCCACAAAAGCUCACAAGAGCUCAAAGAAAGAGGAUCAGGAAGCGAAAGCUAAAGGAAGCUGCAUCAGUUCGAAGAAAAAUUGUAGGACCUCUGUUGCCGUCUGCCUACCAAAAUCUUGAAGAUGAACCUCAUGUAAGGCAGUGGAAGGAAAAAUUAUGUGAUCCUGCACAGAAACCUACACAGGAAUCAUCAGGUCAGGUAAGAUUCUCAGAAUUGGGGCUUAUGGGUGGAUUUCUAUGCUAUAUUCAAUGCCAUCCUGCCUACGAUUCAUGCUCAAGUGGUCACAUUUUUGAGUCAUGAACAUGAUAUGCUGAGAGCCAGGGUCAUAGUUCUCAGUUCUGUUAGUUUAAAAUGGUAUUGUUCUAAAAUAUCAGAAUCUGACUACCGGUCAUGGAAAUGCUGUAGGCGUGAUCAUACAUGGCAUUUUAGAAUUUAAGGGAGCUUUGGUGCUUGACUUGGGGAAUAAAACUCUAACGUAGUAUGCGUAAGAACAAGGAUGAAACUGAGAAACCACUGGAACAUUCUGAAUUUCUAUUUGUCUGCAAUAAUCCCUACUCAUGUCGAAAUGUGAGUACAUCAUCUGUUUGUCUGUGUUAUUUGAGUUCUAUAUGUCCUUGAUUUUAUCACAAAUGAUGACAGAAGGUAGGUUAUUACCAGGGAUGGUGCUCCAGAUCGAAAUUUACUUAAAAGAUCGAAGCUGAAGUGAUAAUAAUAUGAUCAAUGGAGACAAAAUAAUGUUCCUGUUUUGAUUGUCUGUCUUUUGAUUUCAACUGAUCUUGGUCAUCACAGUUAACUAAUAUAACUGCAUUCACUAAUAUAAUUGCCUUCUUUUUGUUUAACCAACUGCUAACCAGGAUAACAGCUGAAAGAUGAUUGGGAAAGUUGCAUGGAUUUUCUUAAAGAAAUGUGCUUUGGGGAAACGACUACAAGCUUUUCACCAUGGGGAUGAAGCUAUGAAGAACUUCUCAGUCUGGAUGGCAGGCAGAGGACAAUGGUUGGAUGACUUGUAACUGAGGUAAUUGGGGUUUCAGACUCGCUGGAGGUCAAGCUCGACCGUGGGAACGUGAAUAAACCUGUGCUUCAAUAGCUGUUGUCAACCGCUUCAAAAUUAAGCAUCCGUGAAAUCAAACAGGUAUAACUUUCAAAGAGGCAAAGCAUGCCUUUGGGAAGAGCCUGCUCUGUGAUUUACAGGAAGGCACCAUGAAGCCCAGCUUGGCUUAUUUAGAAAUUAGAUAUAAUGCUUCAAUUGCUGGUGUAAAUGCAGUUUAGUGAAUUUUAUAGUGGAGGAAUCUGGGAAGCUGAAAUCAGCAUGUUACAGUAAAUGACCAGAGACACAUGAUUAUUUGUCAUCUCAUAGAUUACUCUUAAACUCGAUCAGGAUUAGCGCCAA